GCGGUAUAAAAAGCUCCCGCGCCAACAGGCAGCCACACAUACUCCAAGUCGUCGGUACCAGCGGGUUUUUGAGCCGAGUUUUCAGUUUCAGUUUUUUCAAGUGCGGUUCCGUCUCACGGCCCCUUAAAAGUUAUAACAAUUAAUAGCAACAACAAGCUAUAACGCACACAAAUCGCUCGCAAAAUGAAGAAGUUUCUCGUCGUGUUUGUAGCAUUAUUCGGAGCCGCUGUGGCCCAAAGUAGCUUUAAAUGCCCUGAUGAUUUCGGAUUCUAUCCACAUGAUACAUCCUGUGACAAAUAUUGGAAGUGCGACAAUGGCGUCUCUGAGCUGAAGACCUGUGGUAAUGGUCUGGCCUUCGAUGCCACAGACACCAAAUACCUCACCGAGAACUGCGACUAUCUGCACAAUGUUGACUGCGGUGAUCGCACAGAGUUGGAGCCCCCAAUCACCACUCCCCACUGCGCCCGCCUUUACGGCAUCUUCCCCGAUGAGAACAAGUGCGACGUGUUCUGGAACUGUUGGAACGGCGAGCCCUCCAGGUACCAGUGCUCUCCCGGAUUGGCCUACGAUCGCGAUGCCCGCGUCUGCAUGUGGGCCGAUCAGGUUCCAGAGUGCAAGAACGAAGAGGUUGCCAACGGAUUCUCCUGCCCUGCCGCCGGUGAGCUGGCCAACGCUGGCUCUUUCUCGCGUCACGCCCACCCCGAAGACUGCCGCAAGUACUACAUCUGCCUGGAGGGCGUGGCCCGCGAGUACGGCUGCCCCAUCGGCACAGUUUUCAAGAUUGGUGACAGCGAUGGCACUGGAAACUGCGAGGAUCCCGAGGAUGUUCCCGGAUGCGAGGAUUACUAUGGCGAUGUAGACCUGAAGGCUUUGAAAAAAUUGGGCUAUUAAAAAUACAUAUACAAACACACACAACAAACACACCCACGUACACAGGAAACACACUGAAAUACAAAAUUUAAGUCAUGGCAGUUUGAGGGCCGAAAGUCAAUGCAGGAUGGCAAGAGGCGAGGUGGCCAAGGAGCCAAAGGAUGGAGAAGAAUCAGAAGGAAACCACAAUAACAGUGGGCUUAAAAUGCUUGCCACACACGGAGACACACACUCACACAAACACAGACACCAAGCAUAAAGUAUAGAGUAUGCACACGAAAUACAUAAGAAUCGUACAGUUGACUUUAAAGACUGAGCACAGAAUAACCCCCCCAAUAACAACCCGAUGGAAAAUAGUCGAAAGUGGAUCGCAACCUCUUUAAGCGAAAUCGCCGGGCCGUGAAGUCAAUUACGAUUGUCCUGGAUCGAAGUUAUGGAAUGUACCAGUUGGCUUUAUGCCUCACCGAGUUUCUAAGAAACCUUUGACGAGGCGGUGGCGAAUUUCGCGGAAUUCUAUGGUUACCACAGUGGCCACAAAAGUCAAAUUUAACUUAUUUAACGAAAUACUCAAGAAACCGCAUCCGCAAAGCAUAAGCAUAUCUCAAUUACUCCCUCUUUUCUCCCAAAAAACUUCAAUGUAUAUACAGUUUAAGUUUUAAGUUAACAACUAUGUAAAGGCGAAAUAAAUUAAAUGUUUUUGCGAAUAAAA
Molecule: messenger RNA, 1579 nt
Organism: Drosophila ananassae
Lineage: Eukaryota; Metazoa; Arthropoda; Insecta; Diptera; Drosophilidae
Gene: Gasp
Product: protein obstructor-E
Exons: 5
Coding region: 184-891 (235 amino acids)
Cellular component (GO): extracellular region
Molecular function (GO): chitin binding
Source: RefSeq, a predicted model, not a curated record